This is a messenger RNA of Pseudovirgaria hyperparasitica, 1127 nucleotides long. RefSeq lists its product as uncharacterized. Lineage: Eukaryota; Fungi; Ascomycota; Dothideomycetes; Acrospermales; Acrospermaceae. The transcript is spliced from 5 exons. The record is from RefSeq and is a predicted model, not a curated record. Gene Ontology annotation, molecular function: peptidyl-prolyl cis-trans isomerase activity. Gene Ontology annotation, biological process: protein peptidyl-prolyl isomerization; protein folding. Bases 213 to 902 code for a protein of 229 amino acids.
UUCAGUGCAGCUGCAAUCUCAUCUAAUUGCCUUGUACAUAUUAAAGCUGUGCAUCUCCAGCGUAAUACUCCCCUUCGACAGAGUAAUAUCGACGCGACCAGUGCGCCAUACUAUCGCAGAGCUUCCUUUCUAAGCUUCAUCUUCAGAGCUUCCCAAGGUUACCUUUCCACAUCUCGGCGCAAUCCGGACCAGAUCCCGUGUCCACCCCCACCAUGAAGACUUUCCAGAGCUGCCCCUCCAUCCUCAGAAACUCUUUUCUCCCCUCCUCCCCCUCCUCUUCUCCAUUCUUUCACGCCACUCCUGCGUCAAAGAGAUUCUUCCACCCAUCACCCUCAAACAUGGUUGUCAAGGUGUUUUUCGACGUUAGCUGGGUUGGCCCCGAGGUCGAGGUUGACAAUGCUGGCAACGUGACCAGGAAAGGCGACGUCAAGGAGCAACGCGGACGCAUCAACUUCGACCUCUUCGACGAUGUUACACCAAAGACUGCCGAGAAUUUCCGCGCCCUAUGCACAAACGAGAAGGGCUUUGGCUAUGCUGGCUCCAAGUUCCACCGUGUCAUCCCCAAGUUCAUGCUCCAGGGCGGUGACUUCACUCGCGGUAACGGCACUGGCGGAAAGUCCAUCUACGGUGAAAAGUUCGCCGAUGAGAACUUCAAGCUAAAGCACCAAAAGCCAUUCCUUCUGUCCAUGGCCAACGCUGGGCCCAACACCAACGGUUCUCAAUUCUUCAUCACCACUGUCGUAACGAGCUGGUUGGAUGGCAAGCACGUCGUCUUCGGAGAAGUCCCUGACGGUGACGUUGCUUCAUACAAGGUUGUCCGGGGUAUCGAGGCCGCGGGAAGCGACUCUGGCGCUGUCAAAUACCCCAAGGCCCCUACCAUCGACAAGUCCGGAAUACUAUAAAGGACGGCCCAAAGAAUCUUGUCCCUAAAGAUACAAUACUAGCGAGCUGUUUACGAGCUGUAGCAUCUCGGUACAAACCAGCAACCGCACACCUGUAGCAGCAGCUCUCAGACAAUGAAACCGUCCAAUUGAAUACUGCCAAACUGUCCGCGCCUGUAUAUGUGCUGCAUGCCUUCUUUUCGUCUUUGUUUAUGGUGAUUAGCCUGCAUCAAUGGACGUCGCCGU